This is a messenger RNA of Amoebophrya sp. A25, 1564 nucleotides long. The record is from the annotation of a GenBank genome assembly. Lineage: Eukaryota; Dinophyceae; Syndiniales; Amoebophryaceae.
GUUCGACGCAGGGCACCAGCAAGACAUGGUGGAGCUCAAUUUCUACAUAUUGUAAUGGCGGCGCUGGGAAAGCGAGAGCUUCGCUGGUGGAAGCUGUGACUGCAGGUGCGCAGAGUUUAUUGCUUUUUGAUUUCAUUUUCUUGCGUUCUUUUUUGUAAGACGCAGUCCGCAGCACAAUAUGAGCAGUUUCUUUUCCGUGUAGCUUACUGCUCUUUCCAUUAGUGCUGGACUUUUCUCCUAAACUAUAGCACCUCUGCAGUGUGCAAUCCAGUACACAUCAUCAAUAUGUGAAAAGACUUACGUCGCAUCUAUCUCUCCGCCCCACCCAACUCCAGAUGAAACUGCGUGCGUAAUGGAGGUGGACGACGGAAGCGAGGCCGUCAAUUUGAGACGUCUUUUUGGUCGGGAUGGGAAACCGAUGACGAGUGAGGAUAUUCAAAGGCCUAGCAGAAAAGGGAGCAGCAAGUUGUGCAGCAUCACUGACGGAUCUGGUCAACAGCCGAGCAUCAGGGCGAGGGUCUCGGGAAAAGCAAGGGAAGUAGACUCGUCUCAGAUGUCCAUAACCGACGACGAUGCAGCAGGACUCGCUGGGGGAAGUGAGAGCAUUAGCGCAAAGCAUGCAAUGAAAACAAGAAUGAAACAGAUGAAGAAGAAGUCAGCAGCUCCUAGUGCAGCAACUUCUUCUGGUAAAAAUAGCAAGCGCGGGAGUUCGAGACAAGCGUCGAGUUCCAGCCUUCGUCUAGAGGAGGCUGGCUCCUUGUUUGCGGAUGAAGAGGAAGUGCGGCAGGUGCAGAAAGUAGAUGAAGGGGAGACGUCCGAGCAUGACUUUCGAGGCAUCAAGAUGCUUAUCAGAGAAGCUAUGGCGUCCUUGUCCUUUCUAGUACAUCCGGCAGCAGAAGUCCCUUUUUUGAACUUCAUCCUUCUAGGCAGACUUCCGCAUGAUCUCGAAGGAUUCAUCUGGGAGAAGGUAUCUACGUGGUCCCUGCAGAAUACUUCAGACGAGUGGAAGAAGCGAAGAAUUCAGUACCGACGGACCUGGUCGAGAAUCCAGAGAGACACUUGGUGGUGGGGACAGAAUGAAGGCGAUGAUGACCUACAGAAAAAGAAUAACGCUACACGUCGCGCGUAUGUAGAGGCUGUCCUGGCAGCACAGACGCAAGCAAUCAAAAAGUUCGACACGAAGACUUGGCAGAGGGAGCAGAGGAAAAGCGUACGCGUCUUCGACUUAGAAAGCGAAGCAAUGCGAGGAGAUGCAGCGCUGUCAGGUGCGCUUGAGUUUACGGCGGAGACGCUGCAGCUCGAGAAAAUGGAAGGUGUAGAGCUAGACUAGAUGACGAAGUUUGAUGCUAUGGGAAGACUUUUGGACUCAAGGCGGCAGAUGAACUGCUUUUUCCGCUAGUUGUCCCGUAAUCAUGGUUGAUAAUGAGUAUAAGGUUUGGGGCAGUCGAUGCAAAUAGCUUUUGACUAUCACUUGCAUAAGAACGCGCGCGCAGUCCACUUAUAUCGCAACUCGUGUUGGCAUAAUAAGGUGGCACUCGGUGAAGUCCGCUUCUGGUAGUUGGAG